Messenger RNA from Xylona heveae TC161, 891 nucleotides. RefSeq lists its product as hypothetical. Gene Ontology annotation, cellular component: membrane raft; Ragulator complex; late endosome membrane. The transcript has 3 exons. The record is from RefSeq and is a predicted model, not a curated record. Gene Ontology annotation, biological process: positive regulation of MAPK cascade; lysosome organization; cellular response to amino acid stimulus. The coding region runs from base 282 to 794 and encodes 170 amino acids. Lineage: Eukaryota; Fungi; Ascomycota; Xylonomycetes; Xylonales; Xylonaceae.
CUCCCGACGGCUUCAAACCGCCUCACCCUUACGCCAAAAGGUUCUCUAUUUCUCUUGGUCUAUUACUGCCCAUAGACCCUUCCCUUGGCCCAACCUCCCGUCACCCCUCCUCUACCUCUUCAGUCCACUCGAACUUAUCAUCUUUUCCUCCCCUCACCUAACUGGGCCACCGGCAGAGGAGCCGUUUUCGCCCGUGUUAUCUUCGACUGGCACUUUCCUUCUUUUUCCUCCUGAUAUCAAGGAGCUCGACACUUGUUGCCAUUAGUUGUUUCCUGCCCUCCAUGGGCAACUGCUCUUCCUGCCUUGGCCUGGGCCGCUCUGGGUCUGAUGCUGAGAAUCCUGAAACCUCCCGGCUCCUCUACGACGACCCAUACCCACCCAACUAUGGUGGUUUGAAUAAUGGUGUUCCAAAUGGCCUGAGUCAGGCUGACCAGCAAGACAUCAAGCGCGAGAGGGAGGCCCUCGAGAGAGUGUGCCUGCAGACUUCAGACAAACUAAUUGACAUCUUCGCCCUGCAACACCAACCCGCCGAUUGCGAUUCUGCCGAGACUAAAUCAGACCGUUAUCAUCGCCUGAUCGACAAAGUCCUGGCGAGUCAAGGCCAUAAUAACCUUUCAAUGGCUAAAGCUGGAGAAAGCGAGGAGCAACACUGGCUGGUAGCGAUGGCGGAAAAUCCAACCACGACGACUACCACGCGUGGUUGGCGAUCUGUAAACGGGAACGAAGUGGGCGAACUCCUCGGAACGUUUUCAGCGCCCCCACGGAGCAAGAAGGUGGCAAAGGCCAUCCGAUAGGAAAACUGAUUUAAAUUAGGCGGCUAUAGAAGUGUCGAGCUACUAUUUGGUCUAAUCUUGCCUUGCAAGGACAAUACGUGGGCCGGGAUUUUAUGAG